CGACCCCGAAUCCGACGAUAUAAAAAAAGAUUGGAAAAAAAAAUUCAUUGACCGGAUUAAAAGUUCAUCAUGUUAUAAAAAGACUAAACCUUCCUUACCUAAUUCUACAGAUCCUGAAUCAUGGAAAAAAUAUAGAAUAGACCUUUCUGAAUAUUUGGAACAUUCCAUGUGUUUAGAACCUAUUUGUUCUGAACUAUCCCUUAUCGAUAUUUUAAUAUCGGAAAAUUCCGGUUAUGAUGACAAAGCCAUAAUCAAUGAAUAUGCAAAAACAGUGGUAGACAGUAAAAAUACACCUAAAACCAAGCUUUCUAGGGAAAUUGACACAAAUCCAUAUUCCUACUACAAAAAUGUAAGAAAGAAAAGUCGUAAUAUGAGAUUUGCUAGAAAUUUGCUUGCCGCAACAAAACAGUUAGGAAAUUCUAAAUACGAUUUCUUUGAACGAGCAAGAUUUUCGAUGUCAAUUAUUACUGAUAAGAAUAUUACACCUAUCAUAGAUGAAUAUAAAACUAUUAUGCAUAUUUAA
Racocetra persica is the source of this 523-nucleotide messenger RNA. The record is from the annotation of a GenBank genome assembly. NCBI's taxonomy places the organism in Eukaryota, Fungi, Glomeromycota, Glomeromycetes, Diversisporales, Gigasporaceae.